Micromonas pusilla CCMP1545 is the source of this 1619-nucleotide messenger RNA. RefSeq lists its product as uncharacterized. NCBI's taxonomy places the organism in Eukaryota, Viridiplantae, Chlorophyta, Mamiellophyceae, Mamiellales, Mamiellaceae. The record is from RefSeq and is a predicted model, not a curated record.
AUGCCGCCGAAGCCGGCCGCGGGCGACGACGAUGACUCAUCGGACUCGGAGACGAACUCGUCCGACUUCACGUCGGAGACGGACAGCGACAGCGAGCCCGCGGUGGCGUCUCCGCGCUCGGCAAAGUCCGGCGGAGGGAGCGGCAAGCCCCCUCUCACCUCCACGGUUCGACUCGGGUCCAUGAACGACCGUCACGGCAAGCCGAUAACGUCGCUCGACGACGACGCGCUCGAGGCGAAGAUGAAAGCCGCGCAGGAGCGGAUGCAAGGCCUGGACCAGCACGUCAGCGAUCUGCGUAGACGCGCGGAGGAGCAGGACGCGAUGGCGAAGGGGAAGCUCCCGCCGGAGCAGGCGAGGGCGUACGAAAAGCGCGUGAAGGAGCUGGAGCAGCGUCGACGCGAGCUGCUUCAGAGGCAGCUCGGCGUCGGCGAGGAGCUCUCGCGCGUCUCCGCCGCGAACGGCACCUCGGACAAGCACCGCCACGGCGGCACGCCGAGGGAGGUGAAGGAGGGUCAGCGCGUCGCGAUGGUGGAGCGUCUGAAGAAGGAGGAACGCGCCAACGUCGCGAGAUUGGCGGCGCUCAAGGGGGGGAAAGGGCUGGACGACGCGCAGGCGGAGCACAAGCGGCAGAUGGCGAAAGCGCAGCGGAUCGCGGACGACGCCGCGCGCAAGGAGCUCGCGGAGCGGCAGAGAAGGGACGAGGAGGCGCUCGGGGGGGUGGAGAGCGAGAGCGAGCCGGAGGAUUCGAAUUCGAAUCCGCCGCCGAAUCCGAAGGAGCGGAAGCCGAAGGAGCCGUACGAGGACCCGAAGCUCAACCCGAACGCGGCGCAGCAACAGGGCGGGGCUUGGGGACAACAGCCGCAGCAGUACCCGGGGAUGUAUCCCGGGAUGUAUCCCGGGACCGGAGGGAUGUACGGAGGGAUGAAUCCGAUGAUGCAUCCGAUGAUGAUGAACCCGAUGAUGAACCCGAUGAUGAUGGGCGGGAUGCAUCCGAUGAUGAUGGGGAACGGGAUGGGCGCGGGGGGAGGCAACGGCGGGAACGACGACGCCCGCGGAAGGAACGCGCGGACGCCGGACUACGCGAACGAUUUAAAGCACGACGUGGACGAGAUGCGGAAUCACCUGAAGCAGCUGAUCGAGCUCUCGAAAAACGGCGGCGCGGCGGCGGCGGCGGCGGCGGCGAAGGGCUCCCCGGGAUGCCCGUCCCUCGCCUCCCCGCGGAGCUCGGGAACGACAAGGAGAUUCGUAACCUGUAUGCGCAGCACCUGAAAGAGAUGCUGAAGCAAGAGCUCGAGAUAGGGAGGCAAUCGCGCGAGGUCGAGCUCGUUCGGUUGCAGUCGGAGAUGGUGCAGUUGAAAGAGGGCCCGCGCCCGCGGUCGGGGGGCCGGCACGAGGACCACUUUCCGCCGCCGCCGCCGCCGUACGCGGGCUACCCUCCGCCGAUGCCUUACGGGUAUCCGCCGCCGUACGGCUACCCGCCGCCCGGGCAGAUGCCCUACGUCACGCCCGGGCAGCCGCCGCCGGCGGCGCCGGAGACGAAGGAAAAGUCCGAGCUCGCCACCGUCCCGGAGCGGGCGUCGAUGGAGGGCAGCGAAUUCUCGGAGGUUUCCGCGACGGAG